CAGAGGAAUAGCUCUGCCUCUCUGGCCAGAAGCUUCUGAUACUGAAAUCUGCAGUUAGACGCCUCAGCAACACUGGAACUGGAAACCAGUCAACAAUGAAGCAACUUGCUCUCCUGCUGCUCCUCCUCUCAGUGACCAGGGCGACCCCUUGCUCUGAGAGUGGAGGUGCUGCUGAAUUGAAACUCGCCAUCCGUGACCUGCUGGAGAACUGGGAAGACACGUCCUGCUCCCAGAGUGGCCAGAGCUACCAGAGCCUGCCCUGCAGCUGCAAGGAAAUUAAAGCCACCCGGGACGGGGCUGCAGAUGGGAUUUACACCCUGCGCACUGAAAAUGGCGAGAUCUACCAGACCUUCUGCGACAUGACCACCAAGGGGGGCGGCUGGACCCUGGUGGCCAGCGUGCACGAGAACAACGUCUACGGCAAGUGCACCAAUGGUGAUCGCUGGUCCAGCCAGCAGGGGAGCAAUGACAACUACCCAGAGGGAGAGGGCAACUGGGCCAAUUACAACACCUUUGGCUCCGCGAUGGGCUCCACCAGUGAUGACUACAAGAACCCUGGUUAUUACGAUUUGCAAGCUCAGGACCUGUCCGUGUGGCACGUAACCAACAAGACGCCCCUGAAGGAAUGGAAGAACAGGUCCAUCCUGAGGUACCACACCGAGACUGGCUUCCUGUCCUUGGAGGGGGGGAACCUCCUCAGACUCUACCAGAAAUACCCAGUGAAAUAUGGCGCCGGCGUCUGCAAGACCAACAAUGGCCCCGCCGUGCCCGUCAUCUACGACUAUGGCGAUGCCCAGCAAACCGCCAACUAUUACUCUCCAAACGGACGAAGUAAGUCUGCAGUGAGCGUGCGGGUUCUGCCUCUCCACUGGCACAGACCAGCCCUUGACGGCUGUAAUACCGAGCAUCACUGCAUAGGUGGAGGAGGGUUCUUCCCAGAAGGGAACCCGGUUCAGUGUGGCGAUUUCCCUGCCUUUGCCUGGGACGGGUACGGAACCCAUCAGCACUGGAGCGUAUCCAAGGAGAUGAUUGAAUCCGCAGUGCUGCUGUUCUACCGCUGAGUUCGGAAAGGCUGGCAUGACCCAGUGAAGGACUCUGCAUCGCUCCAGAUACAGCUGCUCCCUGGGAGGAGAAUUAUGGCCACAACUGUGGACAUCUGUGAUGCAAAUAAAGAAAGUGAAGUGC
Chelonoidis abingdonii (Abingdon island giant tortoise) is the source of this 1185-nucleotide messenger RNA. NCBI's taxonomy places the organism in Eukaryota, Metazoa, Chordata, Testudines, Testudinidae. The record is from RefSeq and is a predicted model, not a curated record.